GGCGGUAAGGACUGGAAUCACCCACUGGUAUACAUACCUUCCUCCCUCCCUCCCUACAGUAGUCCCAAUUCCUUCCUCCCUCUCCUUCUCCGCACGUCUCGCCCCUUCAGAUCUCGGCCCCUCGCCGCCGAUCCGAUGCCCUCACCGCCGGCCGCGCAGCGGACCAUCCUGGUCACGGGCGGCGCCGGCUACAUCGGCAGCCACACCGUGCUGCAGCUUCUCAAGGGCGGGUACCACGCCGUCGUGGCGGACAACCUCGACAACUCCUCGGAAGUCGCCCUUGAUCGGGUCAGGGAGCUCGCCGGGGAGUUCGGCAAGAAUCUCUCCUUCCAUCAGAUUGAUCUUCGAGACAGAGAAGCAUUGGAAAAGGUGUUUUCUUCAACUAAUUUCGAUGCUGUUAUACACUUUGCUGGAAUAAAGGCUGUUGGCGAAAGUGUCAGAAAACCUUUACUUUACUACAACAACAACCUUAUUGGCACAAUAAUUCUCUUUGAAGUAAUGGCUGCUUAUGGAUGCAAAAAGCUAGUAUUCUCGUCUUCAGCCACAGUUUAUGGGUCACCAAAAGAAGUGCCAUGCACAGAAGAGUAUCCCUUAUGCGCAAUAAACCCAUAUGGACGAACUAAGCUUAUGACUGAAGAUAUGUGUCGGGAUAUGUGUAAAGGUGAUAGUGAGUGGGAUAUAAUUCUGUUAAGGUAUUUCAAUCCUGUUGGUGCUCAUCCCAGUGGAUACAUUGGUGAAGAUCCUCGUGGCACUCCCAAUAACCUCAUGCCCUAUGUACAGCAAGUUGCUGUUGGAAGGAGACCUGCUCUUACAGUAUUUGGAAAUGACUAUCCAACCAAAGAUGGAACGCCGGUUCGGGAUUAUAUCCAUGUCCUCGAUUUAGCAGAUGGACAUAUUGCAGCCUUGCAGAAACUCUUUGAGGGCCCUCACCUAGGAUGUGAAGUAUAUAAUCUAGCAACUGGUAGGGGGACAUCCGUCUUAGAAAUAGUUGCAGCAUUUGAGAAGGCUUCUGGAAAGAAAAUUCCGUUAGUCAUGGCUGGGAGGCGACCUGGUGAUGCUGAAAUUGUUUAUGCAUCCACUGCCAAAGCAGAGAAGGAGCUGCACUGGAAAGCGAAAUAUGGCAUAGAAGAGAUGUGCCGAGAUCAAUGGAACUGGGCUAGCAAGAACCCUUGGGGAUACAGAUCACCCUCUGAGACUGCUAAUGGGAAUGGAAAGUGCCAUACUUCACAUUCGAAUGACAUCAGACCUCCAGCGGAUCGAACAAAAUAACUCACUGAUGACCCCAUACAUUGGCAUAUGUCCAGCUGCUAUCAUUCUUCAAUUAGAUUAUUUUGUGAAUAGGCAUGCAUCCCAGAUACGAAGAGUCACUCCUCGUGUGCUUGUUUUUGCACUCUUCAAGGUUCAUUCUUUUUUGCCCUCGCGAUGAAUACAUAAGAGAUUCAAUUUGGUUCGUAAACACUAUGUCUAUAUGGCAGUUGAUUCUUUGCCCAUCGACGACCAGAAGUAGCUUCCUUAGCAGAGACAUUUGAGGUGAAUUUCAAAGUAAAGGAAGACGAUCGAAUUCACCUAAUGUUUUUUACAUCUGUUCAUCUCAUGUACAUGCUGCUGUUGUGCUGGAUGAGUGUCAUUGAAUCCUUGUUUAUUAGCUAAUUACUGACUAGUCAAGAAACACGUUUAAGAUGAUUGUUGUUGUAGUAACAAAUCUUGAGUUGUUUCUUUAUUUCUUUCA
Molecule: messenger RNA, 1729 nt
Organism: Zingiber officinale
Lineage: Eukaryota; Viridiplantae; Streptophyta; Magnoliopsida; Zingiberales; Zingiberaceae
Product: UDP-glucose 4-epimerase GEPI48-like
Exons: 9
Coding region: 136-1269 (377 amino acids)
Biological process (GO): galactose metabolic process; rRNA processing
Cellular component (GO): cytosol
Molecular function (GO): RNA binding; UDP-glucose 4-epimerase activity
Source: RefSeq, a predicted model, not a curated record